This is a messenger RNA of Ipomoea triloba (trilobed morning glory), 1056 nucleotides long. RefSeq lists its product as uncharacterized. The transcript has a single exon. The coding region runs from base 1 to 1056 and encodes 351 amino acids. NCBI's taxonomy places the organism in Eukaryota, Viridiplantae, Streptophyta, Magnoliopsida, Solanales, Convolvulaceae. The record is from RefSeq and is a predicted model, not a curated record.
AUGGCGACCUCAGCGUCGACUGAAGGGGUUGCGGGCAUCACGGCUCGGUGGGCUGAUAUGGCCUUGGAGGAGGAGGAGGAGGCGUUCCAGCCCGUUGAUGCGUCUGAAGCAGUCGACGGUGGUGAUGGGGUGGCGACUUGGCCGAUGGUCGGCCGCUUCCUCACGGAUAAAUUAAUCAAACUGGAAUAUAUGCGUCAGGUUUUCGCAUCUGUUUGGAAACUAGUGAAGGGCGUGCAGGUAACGGAGUUGCAGACGAAUUUAUUCAUGUUCGUGUUCUUUCAUAGUUCGGAUCUGCAAUACGUUCUAGAGGAGGGCCCUUGGUCGUUUGAGAACUGCACGUUGAUUUGUAGACCGGUCGUCGACGGGGCACUGCCGGGUGAGGUGAAAUUGGACUCGGUUGACAUUUGGGUGCAGCUACAUGAUCUGCCAGUUGGUUAUACAUCAACUACCAUUCAAGAACAGAUUGGGAAUUUCCUCGGUAAUUUUGUUAAGUGUGAUGAACGCUUUAUCGGGGCUCCGUGGUUAGACUUUUACCGCAUUCGGGUCGCUUUACCGGUCGACAAACCGCUCAAGAGAAGGAUGAAGCUCAUGAAACGUGAUAAGACGUGGAGUUGGGUUUCGUUCAGGUAUGAACGUUUACAUAACUUCUGUUAUUGUUGUGGAAUGAUGGGGCAUGUACACAAGUUCUGCUUGGUGGCGAGGGAAGCAGGAGUUACGGCAGACCGCUUUCCUUUUGGGCCAGAAUUGCGGGCAGGAACGAGACGGGGACCGCGUGGUGUUGGAGAGAGCUGGCUUGUGCCGGUUGGAGGGCCACCGCGUGUUGACAGUGUGGUGGGGGCUGCUUCGGGCGGUGCUGGGAAUGCGGCAGUUGCGUCGCAGGAACCAGACGUUCGUGAAUCUGACACGGGUGUGGUGGCGGUGUCUAAGCGCCGGCGGGAGGGCUCCGGGAGUGGUGUAAGGCGGCACGGGGGGACUGGUGGUGACGUUCAUAUGGCGGAGGUGUCAAAAAACGUGCAUGGGGCGGGUUCUGGUCUCUAUACCCGCCGCUCAUCAUGA